Messenger RNA from Procambarus clarkii (red swamp crayfish), 1885 nucleotides. It is a transcript of the gene Scox, whose product is annotated as Synthesis of cytochrome c oxidase. Gene Ontology annotation, biological process: mitochondrial respiratory chain complex IV assembly; intracellular copper ion homeostasis. NCBI's taxonomy places the organism in Eukaryota, Metazoa, Arthropoda, Malacostraca, Decapoda, Cambaridae. Gene Ontology annotation, cellular component: mitochondrial inner membrane. The record is from RefSeq and is a predicted model, not a curated record. Gene Ontology annotation, molecular function: copper chaperone activity; copper ion binding.
UAUCAGUACAGAUGUUUACACCGGCGUGAAUACAUAGUUUAUAGAAAAUCCAUGCACAUAUAAUCCUGUACUUCAGUCAUCAAAAAUAUAUAUGUGACAAGCAGACGAUUUAAAGUGUUUUUUUUAAUAUUUGGGUUGUUAAAUAUUGACCAAUAAUAUAUAAUAAGGAGAGUUAGUGUUCGUCAGAAGCGGUGUGAUGCCGGUGGGUCUGGGGCUCUAUUAGCUCUAUAAAUCAUACUACUCCAGAAACAACGUGAUUCCGGUGGAUCUUGGGCUCUACUGGCUCUAUAAAUCACACUCCAGGAACAGUGUGACAGUGGUGGCUCUAGCAGCUCUUUAAAUUGCACUUCAAAAGCAACGUGAUUCUGGUGGAUCUUGGGCUCUACUGUGGCUCUUUAAAUCACAACAUAACGUGAUGCUGGUGUGCCUUGGGCUCUAGCAGCUCUAUAAAUCAAACUCCAGAAGCGUGAUCAUAGGGGGAGUUUGGGGGCUGUGGCUCUAGCAGCUCUAUAAAUCAUACUCCAGAAGUGUGAUACUAGGGGGAGUGAGGGGCUGGGGCCUUGGGCUCUAUCAGCUCUAUAAAUCCCCUCAGAAACAACGUCAUGUCGGGGAUCAUGUCCAGGGUGACAGGGUUUUUACCUUAUUUAAGCUGCGUUGCAAAUCGAAGCAGCGUUCUUGACCGAAGAGCCGGCACGCUAUUGCAGAAAUGUAGAAAGCCUUCAAGCUAUGUUCAAAAUUAUAGAUUCUUUUCUGCACUGCCUCCAAAAAGUCAAGUACCCAAGAAGGAGAAGCCGCCGCGCAAGGGGCCUAUAUCCUGGAAGUCUCUCUUAGUCACAGGAGUUAUUGGAUCUGGUGUCUUGGGCUUUAUGCUCUAUGUUAGAUCAGAGAAAGAAUUAGCUAUGGCCAAGGAGAGGAAGAGACAGUUAGGAAAAGCUAAUAUUGGUGGGAAAUUUGAUUUAAUUGAUCAUAAUGGUGUUCCACGAAAGAGUGACGAUUUCCUAGGCCAGUGGCUUCUAAUCUACUUUGGAUUCACACAUUGUCCCGAUGUCUGUCCUGAUGAGCUUGAGAAGAUGGCCGCUGUAGUGGAUGCUGUAGAUCAAAUGGAACAAGUAGGAAACAUUCAGCCACUGUUCAUCACGGUGGAUCCACAUCGAGAUAGCCAGAAGGCCAUCAAAGAGUACUUAAGCGAGUUUCAUCCCAAGAUGUUAGGUCUGACAGGGUCGGAUGAGAAGAUUGGUGAGGCCUGCCAUGCCUACAGAGUGUAUUUCAGUGCGGGGCCCAGGGAUGAUGAUGAUGAUUAUAUCGUGGACCACACUAUCAUCAUCUACCUCGUGAAUCCCGAUGGUGACUUUGUGGACUAUUACGGUCAAAACAAGACUGCUGCAGAAGUAACUAAUAGUAUUGUUCUCAAUAUGAAGAAAUUUGAGGAAAUGAACAAAAGGAGUUUCAUUCGGUCUCUGUUAUAGUUUCACAAGUGUGGUAUGUUAUUACUUUCACCAUUAUAUUAAUGUGUUUACACUAUCUUGACAUGAAAAGUACUGUAAUUUAUUUUUAUACCACUUUAAGUUUUCGAUUCAGAUUUCAUUAAAUUUGCGAGUACUGUACUAUACUGUACUAUAUUCAUUUUGAAAAAGCUCAUUGUACAUAAACAUUUUUCAUUUAGCAUGCUAAAUGUUCAUUGAAUAACAUUGUAGAAAUUAUAAAGGUACUUUUGAGGUAAUAGUGGCAUCGAAUAUAUUGUAAUGGGCCAUUACUGAUUCUUUAAAUAAAUUUGUUACAUGGGAUUUUAUUGAUUUGAAGUAAACAUUUUUUUUAUAGUAACCUAAUGUAAUAUGUUUUACAAAAUACAUUUACUUUGAAAUGUAAGCUUUACUUUUAAGUAUAA